AUGGAUUUUAAAACUAUAAAUUAUGAAUAAGGUAAAAUUGAAUAUGGAAGUGAAGAAAUUUAUGUGUCUAUAAUCACCAAGUUUAUUAACAUGACGUUUAAAAAACAGGUUUAAGAGUUGUAUUUAGCAAUAGAGCUGUUAGAUUAAAGACGAAUGGAAAAGGCUUGUUUUGUUUUGAAAGGAAGUGUAGGGUAAGCGUUUUUAUUUGAAAUAGUUAGAUAGAUCUUAGCAUUUAAUUUUCUUCAAAAAACAAAUGCCUUAUAUGAGAUAUUGAAAAAACAUAAGAUUAAUACUUAGAGAGAAAUUAUUGAUUUAUAUCAUAGAUAUUUUGACUUGAUUGAUGAAAGUGUUUUGCUGGCUCUUGAAUUAUCAGCAGUUGCCCAAUUAUUUAUAAAUAUUACUGAAUUUAAAUCAUAUAGUAAUUAUGAAUUUUAAUCAAAAGGAGACUCCAUUUGGCCAAAAUAUAUAGAAUUCAUUAACAAAUAUAUAAAGGAAUGUCUUAAAAAUAAUAAUAAAUCAUAUACUUGUUAAAAAUGCAAGGAAUGUAUAAUUUUUUGA
Molecule: messenger RNA, 558 nt
Organism: Paramecium primaurelia
Lineage: Eukaryota; Ciliophora; Oligohymenophorea; Peniculida; Parameciidae
Source: the annotation of a GenBank genome assembly